AUGGAGCGCAUUCCCUCUUGCAACACCAAAACACCAACCAUUCUCCAUGCGAAGCUGGGUCACUCUCACAUCGACUCCAUCGUCUCAACGGAGGUGAACGCCAAGAUGACGUUCCGGUCGUUGCUCAACCCCGUGCUGGGUCCCGAGCGCCGGCAGCCGGAUCGAAUCCCGACGGAUGCCGUGUUCCAGCUCUCUGCGAUGGAUAGCUCGUGGAUGAUGCGCAUGAUGGUCAUGAGCUGGUCCAUGUGCUUUCACGAUGUCCUUAAUGCGGACAAGCUUCAUGACUCCCUCACGGAACUUCUAGAUAUCGGGCAUUGGAAGAAACUUGGCGGCAGACCCAGAUUGACAAAAGACGGCAAAAUAGAGCUACAUAUUCCCGAAGCAUUCACUCCUUCUCGACCAGCAGUUCACUUCACGACGGAACCGAAUCCUUCGAGCGUGAAGUUCCAUCCGCUAGCUUCCACCAUGCCUUCGUACUUUACCUCAACUACCUUGACACCAAGGAUCAUAGACACCCCGGAGAAUCUGCAUUCCAUCCUUGCCGGCCCUGAAGCUCCCACAUCAUUCGACGAUUACAACUUCACAGACCGACCCGCGUUAUCGCUUCACGUCAUCACCUUCACCGACGCCACGUUCGUUACGAUAACGUACCCGCACAGCAUCACGGAUGGCAUGGGGCGGCGCGAGCUAGUAGAGAACUGGUGCCGAGUCUUAGCAGGUCGCAGAGCGGAAGUCACGCCGAUGGCGUUUCCUACCCUGGACCCCAUGGCCAAGGUCGCCAAAGCACAGCCGCCUCGCUAUGAUGAACCUUUUGCCUGGGAGCACAAACGUCUCCGUGGCUGGGGCGUUGUUCGCUUCACUUUUGGUAUCUUGUGGUAUUUGAUCAGGAAUCGCAUACGACAACGGAACCUGUUCAUCCCGGCUUCUUACCUAGCGACGCUGCGGAAACGAGCCCAAGAUGACUUGGAAACUGACGGAAAUCAGACUGAGCGCUUGAGCGAUGGCGACAUCUUGACCGCAUGGCUGUCCCGGCUUGCCUGUUUGCAUGUCUCCAAGAGCGAUGCCGAAAAGCCGAUAUCCGUUUCGUCAGCCCUUGAUCUCAGAGGUCGUCUGCACGAAAAUGAUAUGCCAACAGACUACGCAUACGUAUCGAACGUCGUCGCAUACAACUGGACGAGCACGAAUGCUCAGGAGCUUCUCCAUGGAGCUUUCGGAAAAGCUGUCGCCCUCAUUCGGAACUCGGUCAGAUCUCAGCUCACCGACGCUCAAGUCUACGCUUCGACUCGCUUGACAUACAACGCUGUUGCAGAGAGCGGAAGUACGAACCAGUUCACAGAACCCAACGGCUUCGUUGUCUCAGUAUCCAACGUCUCCAAGGCGAGAUUCCAUGAAGUCAUCGACUUCAGCCCAGCUAUCAAGGAUGGAGGAAGCGAUGAGAUUAGGACUACGCCGAAGGGGAAGAUUGUGUGGCAGUGUAAUACCCCACGUAUGAAGAUGCACCCCCCGUGUUUGAUUUACAUCCAGGGGAAAGAUUAUUCUGGGAACUACUUGGCGCAGAUGCUUGUGUCUGAGAAGACUUGGCGACUGAUUGAGCAAGAAAUUCAGUCGUCGACGUGA
Colletotrichum karsti is the source of this 1617-nucleotide messenger RNA. RefSeq lists its product as uncharacterized. Bases 1 to 1617 code for a protein of 538 amino acids. Lineage: Eukaryota; Fungi; Ascomycota; Sordariomycetes; Glomerellales; Glomerellaceae. The record is from RefSeq and is a predicted model, not a curated record. The transcript has 2 exons.